This is a messenger RNA of Gossypium raimondii (Peruvian cotton), 2117 nucleotides long. Its product is annotated as (+)-delta-cadinene synthase isozyme A. Lineage: Eukaryota; Viridiplantae; Streptophyta; Magnoliopsida; Malvales; Malvaceae. The record is from RefSeq and is a predicted model, not a curated record. Gene Ontology annotation, molecular function: terpene synthase activity; magnesium ion binding. Gene Ontology annotation, biological process: diterpenoid biosynthetic process.
CCAAAACCUGUGUUUUAAACACUAAACAGUAAGCAAAGGCAGCAAAUUAAUCUUUGAAUUAUUUGCUUCCAAAACCCUACACUUUUCCUUCAACACAUCCUAGAAAAUGGCUUCACAAGCUUCUCAAGUUCUUGCUUCACCCCAUCCCGCCAUUUCAUCCGAAAAUCGACCCAAGGCUGAUUUUCAUCCCGGUAUUUGGGGUGAUAUGUUCAUCAUCUGUCCUGAUACGGAUAUCGAUGCUGCAACAGAAUUACAAUAUGAAGAAUUAAAAGCACAAGUGAGGAAGAUGAUUAUGGAACCUGUUGAUGAUUCAAACCAAAAGUUGCCCUUCAUUGAUGCUGUUCAAAGAUUAGGUGUGAGUUAUCAUUUUGAGAAAGAGAUUGAAGAUGAACUAGAGAAUAUUUACCGUGACACCAACAACAAUGAUGCUGACACCGAUCUCUACACUACAGCUCUUCGAUUCCGGUUACUUAGAGAGCAUGGCUUCGGUAUUUCAUGUGAUGCAUUCAACAAGUUCAAAGAUGAGGCUGGGAACUUCAAGCCAUCAUUGACAAGUGAUGUGCAAGGGUUGUUGGAACUUUAUGAAGCUUCCUAUAUGAGGGUCCAUGGGGAAGAUAUACUUGAUGAAGCCAUUUCUUUCACCACUGCUCAACUUACACUUGCUCUACCAACUUUAAACCAUCCUUUAUCGGAACAGGUCGGCCAUGCCUUAAAGCAGUCUAUCCGAAGGGGCUUGCCAAGGGUUGAGGCCCGGAAUUUCAUUUCGAUAUACCAAGAUUUAGAAUCCCAUAACAAAUCGUUGCUUCAAUUUGCAAAGAUUGAUUUCAACUUGUUGCAGCUUUUGCAUAGGAAAGAGCUAAGUGAGAUCUGCAGGUGGUGGAAAGAUUUAGACUUUACAAGAAAACUACCAUUUGCAAGAGAUAGAGUGGUUGAAGGCUAUUUUUGGAUAAUGGGAGUUUACUUUGAACCCCAAUACUCUCUUGGUAGAAAGAUGUUGACAAAAGUCAUAGCAAUGGCUUCCAUUGUUGAUGAUACUUAUGAUUCAUAUGCAACCUAUGAUGAACUCAUUCCCUAUACAAAUGCAAUUGAAAGGUGGGAUAUUAAAUGCAUGAACCAACUCCCGGAUUACAUGAAAAUAAGCUACAAGGCACUAUUAGAUGUUUAUGAAGAAAUGGAACAGCUGUUGGCAAAUCAAGGGAGACAGUACCGAGUUGAGUAUGCGAAAAAGGCGAUGAUACGCCUUGCUCAAGCUUACCUUUUGGAGGCCAAAUGGACUCAUCAAAAUUAUAAACCAACCUUUGAGGAAUUUAGAGAUAAUGCAUUGCCAACCUCUGGCUAUGCCAUGCUUGCUAUAACGGCGUUUGUCGGCAUGGGCGAAGUUAUAACCCCUGAGACCUUCAAAUGGGCCGCCAAGGACCCCAAGAUCAUUAAGGCUUCCACCAUUAUUUGCAGGUUCAUGGACGAUAUUAUGGAACAUAAGGUAUACUAUAUAUUCACAUUCAAGAAUUCUAAAAAUCGAUUAUGACAUAUAUAUGCACUUAAAUCUAUAUAAUAGAAUUGUAAGGCUUCUAGGGUUUGCAUUUGCUAAGUUAAUUAGCCUAUAUGGUUCAUAUGGGUGCAGUUCAACCAUAGGAGAGAAGACGAUUGCUCAGCAAUCGAAUGUUACAUGAAACAAUAUGGGGUGACAGCGCAGGAAGCAUACAAUGAAUUCAACAAACACAUAGAGAGUUCAUGGAAAGAUGUAAAUGAAGAGUUCUUGAAACCGACAGAAAUGCCAACACCCGUUCUUUGUCGUAGCCUCAACCUUGCUAGGGUUAUGGAUGUACUUUACAGAGAAGGUGAUGGUUAUACACAUGUUGGGAAAGCUGCUAAAGGUGGGAUCACUUCAUUAUUGAUUGAUCCAAUCCAAAUUUGAAAUUCAACAUUGGCUUAAGAUUUACUAUGAGAUAAAAUUAAUAAAGUUUGUACAAUGAAGGAAAUGUAUAAUUUCAUUACAUUAUUUGAUUUGUUUCUUCUAUAUAAAAGAAUGAACAAGCGGAUAAUCUUUGUACUUUGUAUCUUUUUAAUCCAAUUAAUUUCUACUAUCAAAUAUAUGAUACGUGAUUUUAUAUGUUUAA